Scutellospora calospora is the source of this 1371-nucleotide messenger RNA. The record is from the annotation of a GenBank genome assembly. Lineage: Eukaryota; Fungi; Glomeromycota; Glomeromycetes; Diversisporales; Gigasporaceae.
AUGUCGUCCAUCAUGAAUGAUGAAUAUCGGAACCUACAAGAAUUAUAUGAUGCUAUUCUCAAUACAUUGUUUCCAAUCCUUUUAAUAAAAUUUAUUGAUCUCCAAUGGAAAAAAAAUGAAAAGAUGAUGGAAAGAACAUUUUUGGAACUUAAAAAUAAAGAAAAAGAAAUAAUAAACAAAACUGUACAAGGUAUUCAGAAUGCUGCGGAUAAAGAUAAGCUAGAAGAAGAAUAUGAAAAAGCCAAAACUAGCGAAUUAUAUAAACAAGAUGAAAGUAAAACCAUUAUUGACAACCUGUACAAAAGAAAAAACGUCUAUUUCGGAAUUGAUAAGAGUUUGAGUAUUUCUGAGAAAAAUAAACGAAUACUUAAAGAUGCUCUCGUCAAAUUAAUUCCUAAUACUAUAGAAGACGGUGAUGAAUAUGAUGAACUAGUGGGUUUUGAAAUAAUGUUAAAAGAAUGUAAAAAAGAAAUUUUAGAUAAAAAGGAAAUUUUUGUAAUAGAAGAUGAUGACGAUAAUAAUGAAGAUUUUGAAAUAAAGUCAGAAGAGUGUAAAAAAGAAAUUUUAAAAAUAUUAAACGAAAUAUUAAAAGAAAUUAAUAAAGAAAGAAAUGCCUAUUUUAAGAUAAGUCGGGUAUCAACAUUUAGAGCCAUCGCAUUGCCAUUACUUGAUGAUGCAUUAUACAAUAUUGUUACUUGGAUUAUUCCGCUAGUAGCCAGUUUAGUCUAUGAUGAACUCUUCAAGAUAAAAAUCUUUUCUUACGUAAAUAUGGUUGUUCAUCUAACUUUUUCUAUUAUAACUAUCUUCUCUAAAUUUUUGGCAAAAAAAUUUAAAUCAAAUUAUUAUGGAUAUAAUAUAAUCACUGCUGGAGAUAAAGGAUUCUGCUGGACGUUUAAAAUUAUCAAUAAAAUUGAAUUUGAUGAUUCAAAUUGUAUAGCCGUUGCUGCUAUGAAUCUAAUUAUCUUUCCAGUAUAUGUUAUUCCGUUAUUUUGGAUUAUUGUUAUUACUGAACAACCUUUUGAUCUAAUAAGUUUUGUAUUUCUUAUAUUAUUCGCGCUUUUAUUGCUUCAAUCAUUUUGUAUAGUUAUUUUUCUACGUUUUGCAACUUUAAUGGCUCAAUAUACUUUGAAAAAAAUGAUUUCAAGAAGUAGAGAAAAGGAUAAAGAAAAAACAAAAAAAAUAAAAGAAAAGGAUAAAGAAAAAACAAAAGAAAUAAAAAAAAAGAAUAAUGAAAAAGGAAUAACUAUGAAAUGGGACGGAAUACAAAUACCAGAUAUAGUUUUUUCAAUAGUCAGUAAAAAUAGGCUAAUAAAAGAGAUUAGAGUUUUACAGAUAGGAAAAGGAAACAAAGAAAAACGUCAAUUAAUGUAA